GUUAUAAUAUACAAGCCUAUAGGAAGAAAAGUCAGGCAGAGGGGUGGAUAUAAAAAAUAAUUGAAUCAUCAUCAUCUUCAUCAGGUAUGUGCAGUGUAAAUGAAUUGUGCUGUUUCUUUCUCAUUGGAUGGCAGUGCGGCUCGGUCAGACAGGAGGGGGUGGGGGUUUGGCUUUUCUUCUCCCUAAAGACAGUAUUAAAGCAUCAUUCCUGCAUCACUGUGGAGGAGAAAGAGAGGGAGAGACGCACAUCUUCAUUUGUGCUGCUGCUGCUGCUGAGCGCAGGAGGAGAGCGGACGGGCAGCGAGAUGUACGGCAGACAGAUGGAGUCCGCCGCUGGAAUCGAGGAGCUGACGGACGAGGAGAAGGAAAUGAUCAACAGCGUGCUGGCGAGAGCCAAGAUGAUGGAGGCUAUGGAGCAAGAGAGGAUAGGGCGUCUGGUGAAUCGCCUGGACAGCAUGAAGCGGACGGCCUGCGGUGACGGCGACUCGCGUUGUUUACUCUGCGGCCAGCAGUUCGGCCUGGCGGGCGUCAGCGCAGUCGUGUGCGCCGAGUGCAAAAAGAACAUGUGCACUAAGUGUGGCGUUCAAAGUGUCAGUCGUUCCAGUCCAAUAUGGCUGUGCAAAAUCUGCAGUGAGCACAAAGAGAUGCUGAAGCGGUCUGGUGCCUGGUUUUUCAAAGGUUUACCACAACAGAUUUUACCCGCUCCUUUACCGAUCUCUAAUAAUAGAGAGCUCAGAACCACCAGUGCACCAACUUCAACCAAUCCACCAACCAAUCGAGAGUCUUCAGUAUCUUCACGGCCAAAAAAUGGAGAGAGCAUGCAGGUCACCGGCAGAGAGCAGCAGAUAUCUGAAACGAUGCCCCCUAAACGGGACGAGCAUUCUGUCAUAUCCCAAAGAGCCCUAGAAGAAGACAGAGGUAGACAGUCUAUGAGCAGGAGCACAAUUCAGUCCAACGCCGCUGUGGAAGGACAAACGUACUCACCUGUGGCGAAGAGAGAAGUACCGGUGAUGAGCUCCAAACCUCCAGCGUCGAAAAAAGAUCCUAUGAGUCGACCGGAGGCCAGGGCACCACCUGCUAUGCAGACCGACGCACGUUUGCCAGCUGCCAACAGCGUUCCCGCUUCACGCCAGCCACCACCCCCCACCGCAGAGGAUGAAGAGGACGCCAACAGCUAUGACUCUGACGAUGCCACCACUCUGGGCAUGUUGGAGUUCAGUCUGCUCUAUGAGGAGGAGAAAAACGAACUGCACUGCAAUAUAAUCAAAGCAAAGGGUCUCAAGCCCAUGGACUCCAAUGGCUUGGCUGAUCCUUAUGUGAAAUUGCACUUGCUUCCAGGAGCCAGUAAGUCUAACAAGCUAAGAACAAAGACGAUUCGUACCACCUUGAACCCCGUGUGGAACGAGACCCUUGUUUAUCAUGGCAUCACUAAUGAAGACAUGCAGAAAAAGACUCUCAGGCUUUCUGUCAGUGAUGAGGACAAGUUCGGCCAUAAUGAGUUUAUCGGCGAGACGCGGGUGGUCUUGAAAAAACUGAAGCUGAACCAGAAGAAGACCUUCAGUGUGUGUCUUGAGAGAGUGAUUCCGGUGAGACGUACUGCUGGCGCAGGUGCAUCUCGUGGCAUGGCGCUCUAUGAGGAGGAGUUGAAGGACGAUGAAGAGGCAGAGGAGAGGGGACGUAUCCUGAUUUCUCUCACCUACAACAGCCAGCAGGGUCGUCUGAUUGUGGGUGUAGUUCGAUGUGUUCAUCUGGCAGCAAUGGACUCGAAUGGCUAUUCUGACCCCUUUGUAAAGAUUUACUUGAAGCCCGACAUGGGAAAGAAAGCGAAGUAUAAAACUCAGAUCAAGAAGAAGACCCUUAACCCUGAGUUUAAUGAGGAGUUCAGCUAUGAAAUCAAGCAUGCUGAACUGGCAAAGAAGACUUUGGAUGUGUCUGUCUGGGAUUAUGACAUGGGGAAAUCUAAUGAUUUCAUAGGUGGAUGCCAGCUUGGAAUCACAGCUAAAGGUGAAUGUCUGAAGCACUGGUAUGAAUGUCUCAAGAACAAGGACAAGAAGAUCGAACGGUGGCAUGUUCUGUUGAAUCAAAACAACGUUGAGGCGGAUGACUGAGGUGUUGUAUCACCAAAGAUGACAGUAUAUGGUUCCAUCUUCCAAAAAAGUAAUCUUGCUUACAAGCUCAAACUGCUGAUAAUGUUUUCUUUUCAUUCAGAAAAAAAGCCUUUGUCUUUGCCUCUCCUGAAACCCUGUGAUGAGCUUUAGUGGUCCAACCGAGAAAAACCUAGACAACCCAUUUACUUUGUUUUUUGGUGGGAAAAAGACAGUGUAUGAUAUUUUUUCACUCAGUAAAUGCCUUAAAGAACAAAACCUCAUGAAUACAGAUGUGACGCAAAUAUAUUAGUCAUCAAACCCUGCAACCAAAUAUACUCAAGGACACUGGGGAAAAAUGGACUUUACUCAUGUAAAACCAGUUCUUUAAGUAAAAUAGCAUGUUAAAUGCUAUUGUACACACCAUUGUUUGGCAUUAGAAAUAUAUACGCUGUCCUUGCAUAUGUCUACUAUUCAUUUAUGUUUGUUUCAAUCAGUAUGUCACAGAUGAGAGAGACUGUGUGUAAAACAAAUUGUGAAUAUAAAGUUUAAAAAGUAUUAGAGUUAUAUCCAGUAAAUGACAGGUUGUUGAAGUUCAAUAUUGCAUCAACUACAUAUGGAAAUGUCCUGUUGUUAUGUGCAUGGAAUUCAUGGACGUGUUCCCUAAUUAUACGUUAUUAUCAUUAAGUUUGAAUUUAUUUCUGUAACAUGUUUACAUGUGUUGUUAUAACCUAAUAAAGUGUUCUCAGCUAUUGCCUAUGAAUCAG
Onychostoma macrolepis is the source of this 2851-nucleotide messenger RNA. It is a transcript of the gene rph3aa, whose product is annotated as rabphilin 3A homolog (mouse), a. The record is from RefSeq and is a predicted model, not a curated record. The transcript has 17 exons. Gene Ontology annotation, molecular function: small GTPase binding. Gene Ontology annotation, biological process: intracellular protein transport. Lineage: Eukaryota; Metazoa; Chordata; Actinopteri; Cypriniformes; Cyprinidae. Gene Ontology annotation, cellular component: membrane. The coding region runs from base 87 to 2108 and encodes 673 amino acids.